Musca vetustissima is the source of this 897-nucleotide messenger RNA. Its product is annotated as trypsin-1-like. The record is from RefSeq and is a predicted model, not a curated record. Gene Ontology annotation, biological process: proteolysis. The coding region runs from base 1 to 897 and encodes 298 amino acids. The transcript is spliced from 4 exons. Gene Ontology annotation, molecular function: serine-type endopeptidase activity. NCBI's taxonomy places the organism in Eukaryota, Metazoa, Arthropoda, Insecta, Diptera, Muscidae.
AUGGAACUGCAAGGAUUUCUGAAAUGUCUGAUUUUCAUCUACUCACUUUUGAUAACACACGCUUUGACACCUCAAUGGGAUUCACGUAUUAUCAAUGGCACCGAAGUGACUUGGAAUAAUACCCGAUAUCAAGUGUCGAUUCGUAUGAAGGUUCUGGAUAGAGUAUUCUUUGGAAUUGGUCAUGUGUGUGGUGGUAGUUUAAUAGGAGGUAAUGACAAUCAGCAAAAAUUCCAUUCACCUCAGGACUAUUCCAUUGUAAUGGGUAAUUUGGAUCGUACAAAGAAAGAUGGUAAUACAUUACAAUUAUCAGUCAAGGAUAUAAUUGUGGGACCCAAUUUUGAUCCCGAAACAUUCGAAGAUGAUAUUACAAUUAUGAUUUUAAACCAAACCGUACCCAGUAAUUACCGAGGAGCAUCACUAAUUGAAUUGAAUGAAAAUGCAAAUUUAACGGCGGGUACCAAGUGUACCGUCAGUGGAUGGGGUCUAACAGAGAAGGGCUAUUAUGCUCAAACUCUACGUUUAGUCGAAGUGCCCCUUAUCAGCCAUUCCGUGUGCUCCGAACAUUAUGGAGACGAAAGUCUAACUGCAGGUAUGUUAUGUGCCGGUUAUAUGUCUGGAGGACGUGACGCCUGUUCUGCUGACUCAGGUGGCCCUUUGGUUUGCGAUGACACACUUGUGGGUAUUGUUUCGUUUGGUGUUGGUUGUGCCAAGCCUGGCUUUCCGGGCGUAUAUACCAAUGUUGCCUACUACAUUGAUUGGAUACGUAAUAAAACUGGUUCCAAAUUACAACAUGUCGAUGAUUUAUCUCCAAUUAAUGCAUAUUUUAAUUAUACAAUUAUACCGUAUGCCAAAAAUUCCACAGGUGGUUCAAAUUCCACACAUGAAGGCAAGGAUUGA